AUGACAUCUACGACCAUUCUACCGUCAGCCCUUCUCCUCCUCUUCGCUGGUGUUCUCUUUUUGGCGACGCAUCCAGCGUCAGCCCUACCACCUGUUUAUGAAGGCUAUCUCUAUGCGGACCCAUCAGAAAUCGGCGCCGAUCAGAUGCGGGGCACGGCAGGCAAGGACAUUUUUAUCAGAUCGGUGGAAGACGAUGUUGAAGCCGCCGGUGGCGAUGAUGUUUUGGCAGCCGCGCGGCCUCGUAGAGGUGGGCGUCGCCUUCGAGUGUGUCAACUCUCUAAUCCACCAAAAUGUUAUGAUUGGAGUCCCCGUCCGUCUCGUCCUGUGUGGAUAUAA
Molecule: messenger RNA, 336 nt
Organism: Dibothriocephalus latus
Lineage: Eukaryota; Metazoa; Platyhelminthes; Cestoda; Diphyllobothriidea; Diphyllobothriidae
Source: the annotation of a GenBank genome assembly